Manacus vitellinus (golden-collared manakin) is the source of this 8023-nucleotide messenger RNA. RefSeq names its product cyclin dependent kinase 13 (gene CDK13). Gene Ontology annotation, molecular function: cyclin-dependent protein serine/threonine kinase activity; cyclin binding; ATP binding. Bases 1 to 3744 code for a protein of 1247 amino acids. The transcript has 15 exons. Gene Ontology annotation, cellular component: nucleus; cyclin/CDK positive transcription elongation factor complex. NCBI's taxonomy places the organism in Eukaryota, Metazoa, Chordata, Aves, Passeriformes, Pipridae. Gene Ontology annotation, biological process: protein phosphorylation; transcription elongation by RNA polymerase II; positive regulation of transcription elongation by RNA polymerase II. The record is from RefSeq and is a predicted model, not a curated record.
AUGACAUUUAAGAUGGUAUGGCAGAUGCUACCAAUGGAAGAAAGUCAGCCCAAGAAGGUGAGUGGAGGAACAGGCAGCAGAGUCACAGAUCCAGUCCGGAAAUUCAGUAAAACCAUGAAAAAGCAAAAGGAUAGAGAGGGCAGAAAAAGGGAAAAAAGAGCUCGAGACUUCAUUACAAGACACGGGGAGCCGCGGAGGACGCGCAGUGCCGUCAAUCGCUUCAUUCAAGGCCCUCCCCCCCGUCCGCCGCCAUCCUCGCCCCCUCCCGCCACCCGCAGGGCGAGCGCGGCGCAGUUCCCGCGAGAGCCGCGGUAUCGCGAGAGCCGCACGGGACGGACGGGGGAGGAGGAGAGGAGAUCAGCAAAAUCUCGAAGCAGAAGUCCAUAUUCAUCAAGGCACUCAAGGUCUCGUAGCAGACACAGAUUGUCCAGAUCCAGAAGUCGUCAUUCAAGUAUUUCUCCUAGUACAUUGACUCUGAAGAGUAGCCUGGCUGCUGAGCUGAACAAAAACAAAAAAGCACGAGCUGCUGAGGCAGCCAAAGCCAGUGCCAAAGCUUCCAAUACUUCAACACCUACUAAGGGAAGCGCUGACACUGCUGUAAGUGCACCUCAAGUGAACAACGUAAAGGAUCUGAAGAAGAUCAAAACUGAGCACACGCCUUCUCCUACCAGCAGCGCGAGUCUGAAAAACGACAAGGCAAAAGCAAAGGUCUCGAUUCCUGAAACAAAAGGGGAAAAUAAUUUAAUUGCAGACAAAGUUACUAAACAGAAGCCUGCAGCAGUAAAAGAGAAUAAAUUAACUGUUGUAAAACAGCCACUGGUCACUGUAAGAGAGAAAAGCAAGCAGAGUGCACCAAGUGUAGUAGCCAAGGAAAAGGAUCGAAUCGUUGCACUACCAACCUCCACGCUGCCACCCUUGCCUUUGCCUCCCACGCUGCCUGAAGACAAAGAAACUGAUAGUUUGCGAGAGAAUAUUUCAGUGAAGUCAGUUAAAGAAACAGAGAAGAAACUUCGCCAUCUGCUCGCAGACUUGCCGCUUCCACCUGAGUUGCCUGGAGGAGCUGAGGUACCCAAAAGUCCUGAAGAAAAGAAACCAGCAGUUCAGUUACACAGCAAGAGAAGACCAAAAAUAUGUGGACCACGACAUGGUGAAACGAAAGAAAAAGAAAUAGACUGGGGAAAGCGCUGUGUGGAUAAAUUUGAUAUCAUUGGUAUUAUUGGUGAAGGCACUUAUGGCCAAGUUUACAAAGCCAGGGAUAAAGAUACAGGGGAAAUGGUGGCACUAAAGAAAGUACGCCUGGAUAAUGAAAAGGAAGGGUUUCCAAUUACAGCUAUUCGAGAGAUUAAGAUUCUUCGACAGCUUAAUCACCAAAGCAUUAUCAAUAUGAAGGAAAUAGUGACAGAUAAGGAAGAUGCUUUGGACUUCAAGAAGGACAAAGGUGCAUUUUACCUGGUAUUUGAAUAUAUGGACCAUGACUUGAUGGGACUGCUAGAAUCUGGUUUGGUUCAUUUUAAUGAAAAUCAUAUUAAAUCUUUUAUGAGACAGCUGAUGGAGGGCUUGGCGUAUUGCCACAAGAAGAACUUUUUGCACAGAGAUAUCAAAUGUUCAAAUAUUCUUCUAAAUAAUAGAGGGCAGAUAAAGCUUGCGGAUUUUGGGCUUGCUCGGCUGUACAACUCUGAAGAAAGCCGACCAUAUACCAACAAAGUUAUUACGUUAUGGUAUCGGCCCCCUGAACUUCUGCUUGGAGAAGAAAGAUACACACCAGCUAUCGAUGUUUGGAGCUGUGGCUGCAUCCUGGGUGAACUUUUUACAAAAAAGCCAAUAUUUCAAGCAAAUCAAGAACUUGCACAGCUGGAACUUAUAAGCCGAAUUUGCGGGAGUCCUUGUCCAGCAGUGUGGCCUGAUGUUAUAAAAUUAGCUUAUUUCAACACAAUGAAACCAAAGAAGCAGUAUCGUCGAAAACUGAGAGAAGAGUUUGCUUUCAUCCCACCAGCUGCAUUAGAUUUAUUCGAUUAUAUGCUUGCUCUGGAUCCCAGCAAACGCUGCACAGCUGAACAGGCUCUUCAGUGUGAAUUUCUGCGAGAUGUGGAACCAUCUAAAAUGCCUCCUCCAGACCUUCCUUUGUGGCAAGAUUGCCAUGAGCUGUGGAGUAAGAAACGCAGAAGACAGAAGCAGAUGGGCAUGACUGAUGACUCAACAGCAGCUAAAGUCCCUAGGAAGGAUCUAUCCCUAGGCAUGGAUGAGAGCAGAACCAACACCCCACAAGGCAUGCAAACUUCUUCCCAACUCAAAACUCAGGGCAACUCUAGUGUAGCACUUGCGAAAACAAGCACUGGACAGCAGUUAAACCAGAAUGAAGUGGCAAUCCUGCUAAACCUGCUACAGUCUAAAACAAGUGUUAGUUUGGCACAGUUUGCCCAAGUAUUGAAUAUUAAGGUAAACCCAGAGACUCAGCAGCAACUAAAUAAAAUAAAUCUUCCUGCUGGAAUUUUGUCAGCAGGUGAAAAACAGUCAGAACAGCAGCAGCAGCAGCAGCCGCCGCCGCCUCCGCCACCCCCGCCAGAGCAGGAGCCUCUAAAACAGCAGAUCGUCACCCAGCCUCCUGUGCCACCUGCGCAGCUGGGCCAACCUAAAGUUGAGACUGAUGCUGCCCAGGCAGCUGUGCAGAGUGCAUUUGCUGUUCUGUUGUCUCAGUUAAUAAAGGCUCAGCAAACAAAACAAAAAGAUUUUGUGUUGGAGGAGAAGGAAAACGGAUCAGGAAAUGAAAUGUCAUUACAACUCAGGCAGCCUCCAGAGCCCUCCACUCCUGCAUCUGUCAGCCGGGACGACGUGGAAUCUCCAGCACCUGGCUACCCACAUCUGAUCAAAUCAUUAUAUAUGUCUGCAGGUCAAGAGGAUUUGGUUAGGCAGUCUGAGAUGAGGCUUCUAAACCGAACCCCCGAACAGGAGCGCCCUCGGAUCCUGCCUCCAGAUCAGCGUCCCCCCGAGCCACCAGAGCCUCCGCCUCUCACUGAUGAAGACCUUGAUUAUCGGACAGAGAAUCAGCAUUUGCCUAUAACUAACUCUUCAGGAACAGAUCCUCAUGCAGGAGUGAAAGCAGCUCUUCUGCAGCUGCUUGCUCAGCAUCAAGCUCAGGCGACAACAGAGGAGCCAGUACAAACGAGUGUGGAUUAUCAGGCUAGAGACUCCUAUGUUACAGGCCCAGACUACAAGGAUAACUUUGGAUCAUCGUCUUUUUCAUCUGCCUGUUACAGCAGUAGCGAUGGAAUAGGAAGUGGAUCAUCAGGAGUAUUAGAAAGGAGGAGUUUCCUUGGAAACUCAGAUAUUCAGUCUUUGGAUAACUACAGUACUGCUUCAUCUCACUCUGGUGCUGCCCCUCCUCCAUCAGCCUUUUCAGAAUCCUUUCCCAGCUCAGUAACUGGUUAUGGAGACAUUUACCUCAACACUGGCCCCAUGCUAUUUAGUGGAGAUAAAGACCAUAGGUUUGAAUACAGCCACGGCCCAAUCCCAGUUUUGGGGAGCAGCAGUGAUGCCUCCACAGGGCCAGAGAGUACGCACUCUUUGCCCUCAAAGAUGCACAACUAUAGCUAUGGAAGUAAUUUGCAGGAAAACCCCAGUGGCAUCAGCCACAUGCAUGGACAGACUUGGACUUCUCCUGCCCAAGGACCUGGCUAUUCUCAAGGAUACAGGGGACACAUUAGCACAUCUGCAGUGAGAGGGCGAGGCAGAGGAUUACCAUAUUGAGUAUCUGUUUUUCCUCAGGCACACCAUUUUUAUCUGGAAAAACUUUUUUUUCCCCCCCCUUUAGCUGCAGUUUAAAGCAGCAAUUCAACAGACUUGAAUAAUGUUAAUUCAACAGCUUUAUUUUUAUGUGGAAAAGGGUCUUGCAUACAGUAGGAAAAAUUAAAAAAUGCUUACAACUCAUGCUGUCUGAAAACUAGAUAAAUUGAUUGUACAUGUUCACAAACUCUAGUUCUGAAUUUUAUUUUGUAUUUUGGCAGUUUUAAGUGGAUGCUAAAUUUAGGGACAUCAGCUUUUUAUGGCACUCUUUCAGAUCUUCUGAACUAUGCACAUUUGUGCUUUUUUUGUAAGUUUGGACCAACUUUUAUGUAAAAAAAGAGGAAAUUUUACAACAAUCAAAGCAGGGCACUGAUUUAUUUGGUAUUUUUCUUUUUACAGAACUACCUUUAGUCAAAGGUCACUGUCAGUCUUUGCACUGCUUUCAGUGUUAUUGUGGAAGGUGUACUUUGUGCUCAUUUCAGAUAAUAAAACACAACCUUUCUCUCGAUGCAAAAUUUUAUAAAUAUUUGGUCAAUGUUUUUUUUUUUUCUUUCAAGAAAAAAAAAGAAUGGAUGUUCUGGUAAAAUGUCCAUCUCCCAGGCUUGUUUAUAUAAAAACUGUUUUACUUGAAUGGUAAGUGCCUUAACAUGUAAGCUUAAGGUCUGCAAAAAUUUGGAAGUACUUUAUAGAUCAGUAUGAACAUAAUGCCUAAACCUAGGUAGUUAACAAGAGAAUUCAGAUAAUAAUAAGAAACUCAAAUAGGUCAUAACCUUGUGCUGUUUACUUUACAUGGGCCAGUUACUUAGAGACCUGAUCUUACCUUGGUGAAAUCGUAAUUUCCAAAUUGAACUUCAUGAGAAACAUAAAAAGUGAGGAGAAGAAUGAAGAGUGUAGUUUUUCCUCAGCUCCCUCUUGGAGUUGUUAUAAGUGUUUUAGUUCCUCUGCCAAAUAAACUCUACUUCAUAUGUCCUUACCAAGUGAUAAAAUAGUUUUUUCUCUUAAAUGUCAAUAGCAGUAAUUACUUUACUUUGUGUGAAAAGCUGACAUUCUUGUCUUUUUACCACAAGUACGUCAUUGUAGAAAGUAACCAAAGGAAAAAUGACCAGUAUUUAAAGCAACAGCAAAACGUUUGACAUUAGUUCUAAUUCUCUGUAAACUUGUAAUUGUGCCAAUUAAUUGAUUUUUAUAUCUGCUAUUCCACGGAACAUUUUAAUAUUGGAAUUGAGUCUCUCUGAACAACUGAUAAAAUUAUUAUAGUUAAAACUCUUAUCAAGAGCCACUCCUCAUACUAAUUACAACUUCCAGCAUGUUUUUUUCCUUCCUUUGACAAGUGGUCUCUCUCCUGCAGAGAGGAGGUAUGGUUAUAUUUUGCCUGUACGUAAAAGAAUGUUUUGAAGCCCAUAUUGGAAACAAUUUUCCAACUGAUUAUCCAGUUGACAAAUCGGUACCUUAUGUAACUGAGUGUUUAAAUAUUACUUUUUAAAAAAAAGUAAAAUUUCUACUUACACUAUUACAAACGUAGUCUUGUCAGUGACUUUUUGGAUUUUCAGAGUAGAAGCCAAAGCUGUUGGUGUUUUGUCUUGAUUGAAAAUCCUGGUUCCUAUAUGGCUAAAUCCCACCCUGUGGAGCGUGGAGAAACUCACUUCGCUAACUACGUAGUGUUUGAGGAUCUGGCAAAUGGGGAUCAGAGAGAGCGUCCUGCUACCUACAGUGUCCCUACAAGUCUGGCAGUUGCCUUCACUAGACACAGUAAAAAAAAUCCUGGGAUCUGAAAAUAUAAGUGGCCAGGUCGGAAACAAAUACUUAUGACCUGAAUAGCCUGUGCUUAAGAAAAGCAAAAGUUUCACGUGAAUGACAGUGCAUUGGAUAGUUUUCCUUGAGUAAGGACACCCUCGUAGCAUUUUUCUGCUAGUGAAAUUAUAAAGACAAAAAUCAUUAGUGUAGUUUAGAUAUGGACAGUGUCAGCUAAGGCUCUUUGUUUACUAAUCUUUAAAAAACCCAGUCCCACAGAGAUACACAGCUUGCUGCCUUUUUUUUUUUUUUUCAGAAUCAAGCAAAGGCCUUUCAAAGCUUUUAGGCAGUUACUUACCCUGAAAGUGUGCACUCUGGGGUUACUCACCUGCAGUGUGACUGCAGGUGAUAGUUGGCCUGAAGUGCAGGUAAGUUCAAAUGGAAAACAGAUCUCAGAAGACUAAAUGAAUUGCCUUCCAAUUAAAAAAUGCAAGGAAGAUGUUUCCUUGCAGUCUCCUACUGCUUCCCUUUUGGAGGUAAUUUUUUAACUCGUUUAGUUCACCUCAUUUAGUGCAGAGAAGUGAGUAACACACUGCCUGUGUAAAAUGACAGUGCAGUUUCCUUAUGGGCUGGCAAUACUCUGAUACAUUGUUCCACCAAAAUGGAUUUCAGUCUUUGGCCAUGAGAAACAUGGCCUGAGCACAAGCAAUCCUGACUAUGAGGAGAGAGAUGAUGAUGCAAUAGACACUUCACUGCCAGAUGAAUCAGAAACAGAACUCUAGCACACUGUGGCAGAUGGGUACUGUACAAUGACUUUUCCCCAGUUUAAUGAUGAUUAGCUUGUGACUUUUGAACACUGCAUUUGCCUGGGACAACAGUGUUGGGAUAAUUUGGAGGGAAAGUUAAUGUAUUUCCACAUGUGAUAAUUCUGAAGAGAUUACAGUCUCUGCGACCCAGGGGAUCUUCCUGGCUCUUUUGCUGGCAGCCUUUCCUCCUGGGCCGGUGGAGGCUACGCGUGAGCUGCACGUGGCUGAGGAGCUCUGCCCUGCUUCUCCAGGGCAGCCUUCAGGAGGUGUGGCGGGAGGAUUGCUCCUGCAGCUGCGCUCCCCUGGCCCCGGAGUUGUCUAGGCAGGUUAGCAGCCAGUGAACUGGCGGGAUUUAAUGACUGUAGGUCCACAAUCAUUUGCACCCAACCCGUGUAUUACCUGUCAGCGUUUCUUUUGAAUUAAAACACAUGAUGAGGAGCUUUUGACAGAAUUUUACCUUUUUAGCAAACUCCACUCAGCAGAGAGAGUCUGUGCUAGUUUGGCAAUUUCCAUCAUGUGGCCCUGGCAUUUUUGAUGCAAUAGUAGACGUUCUGAAAACUGCGUUAUUUUUCUGUGGAGGUGUGGCUUUUUUUACGUCCCUCCCCAUUCCUUUGGGGUUAUAUUUUCUGUGCUGCAAUUCUGUGCUACAGAGACCUGGACACUACAUCGAAAAGUAAGUGUUGUGUGUUUGUAUUUCUAAAUAAACAUAGUGAAAUACUGUAAUAAUGGACUAUCAAGUAGGAAGUACUUCAUUAUUUAUAUUAAGUGGUCUUUAGCCAUACCAAGAGGAAGAAAGCGAGCACAACUGGACUGCUAUGACCAUGACUUAAAACACUUAGACUAUUAUAAUUCUUAAACUCAGCCAAAGGAAAAGGAAACAGCUUUUAUGGAUUGCUAGUUGUUAUGCUGAACAGAAGGAGCAGUGUUAGGGAAAAGGUGUAAAAAUACAUGUAUCCUUUAAUAUAAUUUCUUGGGAAAAUAAUUUUUAAAUGGCAAACCUUUAUAUUUUCUUAUGUUUCCAUAAGAUGUGGUAUAUGUUAAAUUUUCUCCAUCCCACAGUACUGUAAGGUGCUUUCUAGAAGCAAAGGCAAUAAGUGCUGUGUUGUAAGUUCUUACAGUUCUGAGUGCUCUUCUCCUUUUGCUUGUUGCAGGAGGCAGUUUCAGUUUUGGUUAAGUUUACAGUUGGAAGAGUUUAAUAGAUAAUUGUGUGGUAAAAACUAAAGUACUGAAGUAACACAGGAUACCUCUUGUCUGCAGGCAGAUUAGAUCUUGGACCAUGUUUCCAAGAGAGGAAAAUCUCACAUGUACUUCCUGAUUUCUUCUUUUCAUUACUAAAACACGCAAGUGUUUUACAUACAACAUUUCUCCCCAGUCUAUUCUGUUACUGUGUUUUUUACAUGAGAAAAUUUUAGCUAUUUCUUGAUAGUUUUGGGAUGUUCUACAUUUGCAGAAGUGUGUCACGAAAUUAAGGAAUUGCCAGAAAAUUGUUUUGAAUUUGUAUUUAAAAAUGGAAUGACCUUGGGUUGACUUAAAAUUGAAUUAACGUGCUUAUCAGGGUGAAGAAUACUUUAUUGCAGGAGUUAUUUCAAGACAACCUAAUUUAAAACAAAUUGUUAUGCUUCAGCUUGCUUACUCUUUGUUAUUUUAAGCCAUUUGUAUAUAAAAUGUAUUGUGUGGCCUGUAAAUAAAAUACACGAAAACUUGAA